Triplophysa dalaica is the source of this 774-nucleotide messenger RNA. Its product is annotated as lysozyme g-like. The record is from RefSeq and is a predicted model, not a curated record. Gene Ontology annotation, cellular component: extracellular region. Lineage: Eukaryota; Metazoa; Chordata; Actinopteri; Cypriniformes; Nemacheilidae. Gene Ontology annotation, biological process: peptidoglycan catabolic process; defense response to Gram-positive bacterium. Gene Ontology annotation, molecular function: lysozyme activity. The coding region runs from base 108 to 665 and encodes 185 amino acids. The transcript is spliced from 5 exons.
UGUUGCCCCACCUUCCAGGAAGAACUUGAGAGGAAGAGAAAGAGAAACGGUUUAAAAGUCUGAUUUACUGCAGUGUUUGUUCACAUCAAGUGCAGUUCUGAGUCACCAUGGCAUGUAUUUAUGGAGACAUCCUGAAAAUAGACACUACUGGAGCAUCAGAGAUGACAGCAAAACAGGACAAAUUAACUGCAAAGGGUGUUGAAGCAUCUCAAAAACUGGCUGAGAAUGAUCUGGCCCGAAUGGAGAAAUACAAGAGUUUGAUCAUUAAAGUUGGCAAAGCAAAGCAAAUGGAGCCGGCUGUGAUCGCCGCCAUCAUAUCCAGAGAGUCCAGAGCUGGAGCUGUACUGAAGGAUGGGUGGGGUGACAAAGGCAAUGGGUUCGGCCUCAUGCAGGUUGACAAACGCCAUCACAGUCUCAAAGGCACAUGGGACAGUGAGGAGCAUUUCACACAAGGAACUGAAAUACUUAUUAACUCGAUUAAACAAAUCAAAGCAAACUUUCCCAAAUGGACAAAAGAACAAUGCUUUAAAGGAGGAAUUUCAGCUUACAACGCAGGUGUGGGGAAUGUUCGUACAUAUCAAAAUAUGGACGUUGGCACAACAGGAAAUGAUUAUGCUAAUGAUGUUGUAGCCAGAGCCAAGUGGUACAAUGGAAAGGGUUACUGAAGAACAGCUGGUUGAAUCCAGCCCUGCUUGUAUUUUGUGGUUAUUUGUUUAUCUUUUACUAGUUUUUGACCAUUUAAAGAGUAAAAUAAAAAUCUGUGUAAUAACAGCA